Molecule: messenger RNA, 2010 nt
Organism: Spirodela intermedia
Lineage: Eukaryota; Viridiplantae; Streptophyta; Magnoliopsida; Alismatales; Araceae
Source: the annotation of a GenBank genome assembly
AUGGAUGAACACACCAGGAAGAAGGUUGCCGGCGGGUCGGGACUGAGUCGGAGAGUUGCCAACCUCUCAUCUCGGAGCAGUCUCGAGGAUGGAAGAGGCAUCCAGUGCUGCAGUCGACGAGGAUGCGGCGCCAGACAUGACUCCAUGGACGGUUCCCAGCCCGGCGGCUCGGUGGGGAUCAAAUCGUCAAAGUCGGCGCGCCUUUCCACAAGUAGCAAGAGGAAGAUGCCCACGCCCUCCUCUGGUGCGAAAGGGCACGAGAAAGCUCCGCCGGAGCGGCGGAGCAGAGCUACCUUGGAGGGCGGCAGCGGCGGCGGCGGCGGCGGCGGCGGCGGCGGAGGCGGUGGACUGAGGAAGAAGAAGGCAGAGCUUGACUCCGGCGCUAGGCGAGAGAAGCUGACGAAAUUGGAUGUGGAUUCUACCCGUGUUGAUGUUCCCGAAUCUUCCACCAUGAGAGUCUCGAACCAUUGUCUAUCAACGUCGACCUCAAGGAGCUGCAGGUCGAAUAAUCGAAGGUCCAUGGCUUCCGGCGACCAGGGUGUAACCUCAGCUCCGCUCCAGCGAUCUGUUCUACCAAGACACUCAGGGCAAGCUGCGAAAUCUUCUCUGCCCCAGCGUUACGGCCUCAGGAACUUGAGCUGUUCGUCAAUCUCUGAUGUGAUACGGUCGGGUUGCGCUGACGCCGAUCGCAAGAAACUGAUGGAGUCUUCAAGAAGGAGAUGCAGCGCCGCCGGGAAGGGUUCUACUCCAAGAGGUAAGAGCGUCGUCGGGCCCCCUGACUUCUCCAGGGACUGUCUUCCCAGCUCGUCUGUUCUUGAGCGGCCGCCACCUCGAGCACCUUCAAGGGCCAGGAAUCAGCUCUGCACCGGAACAGCUCGGCCUGCUAAUGGCGACGGUAGAAUGAGGCUCUCGAGGUUUUCCGGCGAUUCCGAGAUCCUUCUUCUCCCGCUGCCGCCGCCGCCGCCGCCGCCGUCUCGGGGAAGAUUUUCUCUCUCCGAGGCAGCCUUUGUAGAUUCCCCACGAUCGGCCCCUUUGCACAUGGCCUCAACUCGUCAACGCGGCCUGGGCGGUGGGUCUCGUCCGGCGUCGGCGGCUCUUCGAGAUCGCAACUCGAGAUUUUCCGACCGCCGUCUGGUCGACGACGUCGCAGAGGUGAGGCCCGGACCACAAGUCAGCUCUUUUGACUUUCAUUCGCGAACCAUCUCACGAUUCCAUGAAGAAUAUCUGAAGCUACUAUUCAUUUAUUCCGCCGAAUUCUGCAGGUGCUGCUGGCGCUGGAGAGACUCGAGCAAGAAGAAGAGUUGACCCACGAGGUGGCUCUUGACACUCCCUUUAAUUCCAUUUUUAGCACAUUGAAUGAUAUGAUGUUGUUCUUUCAGCGAUUGACGGCUCUCCAUUCGACUUUGGUCCGAGGGGGGAUCGGCUUCCCCGAUCAACAUAGGGACUGGAGGCUGGACAUUGACGACAUGACUUACGAGGUUGGUUGCCAAGACGACAGUCAGCGGCGUUGACUAUGAGAAUAAAUGUGGGGUUGGGGGGGGGGGGUGUUGUUGAUCAGUUAUUUACCAUGCCUGCAACCGUUGACAUCGAGGGCUCCUCUGCCUGCGACAGGAAUUGCUGGCCCUCGAAGAGAAGAUGGGGACCGUCAGUACCGCCCUCUCCGAGAAGCAGCUGCUGGAGUGCCUCGAGAGCAGCCUGUUCAGGCCCAGCUCGGGACUCGGAGCGCCACGCGCAUACGACAGCGACGACACCAAGUGCAGCAUUUGCCAGGUACGUCCGGUCAAUCCCCUUCUUGCUUCUUCUUCUUCUCCUUCUUCUUGGAGAACAGUGAGGUCGAUUUGCUGCUUCCGCUGGUGGUUGUAGGAGGAAUACGGCCUGGGGGACGAGAUGGGGAAGCUCCACUGCGGCCACCGGUAUCACAUGGGCUGCAUACAUCAAUGGCUUCGGCAGAAGAAUUGGUGCCCGGUCUGCAAGUCCUCGGCGAGCCCAUCCUCGAAGAGGAGGGAUUGA